Messenger RNA from Epinephelus fuscoguttatus (brown-marbled grouper), 8586 nucleotides. RefSeq names its product trafficking protein particle complex subunit 14 (gene trappc14). The transcript is spliced from 12 exons. Gene Ontology annotation, molecular function: alpha-tubulin binding. The record is from RefSeq and is a predicted model, not a curated record. Gene Ontology annotation, cellular component: TRAPPII protein complex. The coding region runs from base 239 to 1984 and encodes 581 amino acids. Gene Ontology annotation, biological process: cilium assembly. Lineage: Eukaryota; Metazoa; Chordata; Actinopteri; Perciformes; Serranidae.
GCUACUGAUAAACGGAAGCUCAGCGACCAAGAUGAAUAUCAAUGGUCUUAAUGUUACUUUAAUGCUGUUAUUGGCGGUAGCAACCUUAUUGUGUUGUAGAUAGAUAGUUUUUGUGAAACACUGACACACGGUCCUUUUUACCAUUAAUGAAAGGACCGUGGCACUCGAGUCUCGUCUUGUUUACACUGCAGCAGAUGGUUAACGGCGUAGAUUAGCUACUUUGUUACGUGCAGUAAUAAUGGAAUCCCAAUGUGAGUAUGUCAUGUACUUUCCCGCCGCUCCAAUAUCGAGUCUGUCAGACCCGGCGCAGUAUACGACUCUUCCGCGGCGAAAGCACGUCUACCUCGGGGAGGUGGUCCAGUUCCUGCUGGUCCUGCGGUCUCGGACCGCGGCGGGGAGGAGGGAUGACAGCUCCGGUGUUUUACCCUGGAAGGACCUGGCUGGUUCUCUCUUAGCUCUGGCGAGUGUGAGCGUCGCCGAGAGCCGGCAGCAGAGACCCGACGACUACCAGCCAGACAUACAGAGCACCUGCAGUGAGGACGAAGGAGGGGAAGAGGAGCCCGGGGAGAGGGAGGCUGGAGGGGAAAGCGAGCGGACUUUCAGACAGUGCAGCCCGCAUCUCAUUCACAACAGCUCGGCUAGUGAUGGGCAGCAGCAUGGAAGGGAACCGGUGAAGUCUGCUCUGGUGCUAGAUGACCAGGUUAUCUUCUGUCUCAGUGUCUCUUUGGACAAGCUGCCAGUCAACACACUUAAAGCCAAGAUUAUAGUGACUGUGUGGAAGCAGGAGGAGGAGAAGGUGGAGGUGAGGGAACAUGGCUACCUCACUCUUCUGCAGCUCAGGAGUCCAACACACACCUUCAGACAGGACCUCAACACCUUCAAGGCACAAGUUAGCACCAUCCUGAAUGUUCUUCCACCGCCUAGCGUGCAGUGUCAGCUCAUGGCUGUCUCUGGAAAACACCUGACUGUCCUCAAAGUGUUGAACUGCAGCUCUCAGGAUGAGGUGUGUGUCAAAGAUGUGAAGAUUCUGCCCAACUAUAACUCGUCCUACCUCCCCAUGAUGCCAGAUGGUUCAGUUCUUAUAGUCGACAAUGUCUGCCACGAAUCAGCUGAGGUAACUGUGGCUUCAUUCUAUCGGAUAGACAGUGAGUCAUCACGUUUACCCAGCAUGCUCAGCGCCCUGGAGGAGCAGAACUUCCUGUUCCAGCUGCAGCUACAAGACAAAGCAGAGGAGCACUCCAGUGAGGGUUUGGAAAUUCCAUUGGUGGCUGUGUUACAAUGGUACACUCCAACACUGCCUUUAACGAGAUACAUCUCCAGUUGUUACUCACUGCCCAGUAUCCGCCUGGAUCGUCCUCGGCUGGUGAUGACAGCUUCCUGUCCUAGUGCUGUCAAGCCUCUGGAGCACUUCUGGGUAAAAUACACCCUACUUAACAACUUGCAGGACUUCCUGGCCGUCCGUCUGAUCUGGAAUUCGGAUGCUGAUAGAGGAGGCCAGCAGGACCACAGGGUGGGGGCAGUGGUGUGCCAGUCUCCCCUCAACAACCUGGGACAGUGUAGGAAGGGCUCUACCAUCUCCUUCACUGUGGCCUUCCAGAUCCUCAGGACUGGACUCUUUGAGCUGAGCCAGCACAUGAAACUGAAGCUCCAGUUCACAGCCUCAAUGUCCACUCCUCCCGUGGAGCCUAGAUCCCCACUGAGGAACUCUCCAUCAUCAUCGUCCAGCCCUACGGCCAGAGAGCUGCUGGAGAGACACAGCCUGGGCCGAUCGCAGAGCUUCUCCCACCGGCAACCGUCCAGGUCGCACCACGUCAGGUCAGGCAGUGUGAUGGAGUGUAGAGCCAUCACCCCUCCUGUCGGACCUCCAGCGGGCAGAGGCCCAUACCUGCCUCCUGACCACACCCUCAUUUCACUGGACAAAAUAGCCAAGAGAGAGUGUAAGGUGUUAGUGCUGGAACCAAUCCAAGAGGCACACAGCAGAUGACCUGGAGAGGAAGGUUUUACUGUAGACACAGUGUAUUGUCCCUCUGUCCAGCCGCCAAAGACUCAUCCUCCGCCUGAAGGCAACAAGAUGUGGAUGGAGUGAUGGAAGGAGGAACAGAGAGGGAUGGUGAUUGGGCAGAGGGGAGGAGUGGUGCUGAUGUGAAGAGAAGAGACGGAGAUAGAAAGGUGAUGGAAUGAUGAGGCUGGCCUGAGAUGAUGAUAGAAAAGCCCUUGUGGGCCCACAACAGUUCUUCAUUUUACCGGUUUAUCAUUUCCUUUUUUUUUUUAAUUUCCUUGAUGCCUUUAUUCCAUUUUACUCAUUGGGUUAUUUUUAUUUCCUCCCUAUGCCUGUGUGAUUUUGUUGAUAUUUAUAGCUACUAGUACACUUGAAGGAAAUCAUCACUGACUGUAUUUUCUUUUCCAUUUUUAUGGCAGCUCUUGUUAUGUUGUAGGACAUAAUCAGGAAAUCCCAGAUUGCCUGCUUGUGUCAGGCCUGGGAGCACAGAUGAAGCUGGAUGCUAAUUAUAGUUCAUGUUUCUUUUGAUUAGGUGAAAUAUACUUGUUUACAAUCAAACCCACAGUUUGAGAAAACAGCUAGCCCUGCUGAAUCUGAAAGCAUAGACCAGUUAACAGUCCUAUUUCCAUCUUGUGCACAACAUGUCCCUGUCCUGUUUCAACAUGACAGUGUCCCAGGGAAAAAAUCUAAUCUUUUCCAACAUCUGGUGAAGAGCCUGAAACCAUACAAGUUGAGACAGGAGCUUUCAUCUCCUAUUAAUUUUGACAGCCCUUGUUUACAAAAGCGGUGGUGUUUCUAGGAAGGAAGACUGCAUUUCCCACAACCACCGCCACCUCUUUUUAUAAAGAUCUGAUAGUGGUCUUUACACUAUGCACUGAUAGUGCGUUUGUUUUGGAAGCAAGUGAGUGAAUUUUUUUAAACAGCUGUUUGCAGGAUGCACAGGGAUAAGGUAAUGUAUCUAUUUGUGGCUGUGUUAAAAUUAAUAAGGGACUGUUCUCUUUUUCUCUCGCUCUUUUUUAUUUAUUUAUUUUGGUAGUCCCCAAAGCUACAAAUAUUUUUCCUCCAGCCUCCCUGGGUGACCUGGCUGAAAAUGCAAUGCCCUCCCUCCCUUAUAAAUUAGUUUGGAGAUUUUUUUUAAAACUUCCUGAUAGAGGUGGGGGAAAAAUUGAUACAGCAUAGUAUCACGAUAUUUUUGUGUGGCAAUAUUGUAUUGUCUCACAGUGCUAAGUAUCAAUGUUUUUAAUCACAUAAAUUAGUAAUAAUAAUAGAUACAAAUUAAACGUUAUCAGUUGCUUUUUCAGUUCACUAGUUGCAUUUUACAACUGCAAAUAAAUGACUGAAGGGGCAUAAACAUACUUAAAACUUAAUCAUAAAAGAUAAAACAGAUGUUGACAAAGUUUUCCUUUGGGGAUGUAAUUUACAUUAAACAAAGAAAAAAAUCACAAUAUAUUUUAUUGCAAGACUCAGCAUAUUGCAGCAUACUUACAAUAGCAAUAAUAUUGUAUCAUGACUCAAGUAUCAUGAUGAUAUGGUAUCGUGGGUCUUCUGCUUAUUCCCACAUCUACCCUUUGAUGUUUGAAAGUUAAAAGUUGAAGACAACAAAAUCCUUUUUUUUCCCACUUUUGUCCUGCAUGCUGCUUAGUUCGUGCAAACACCUUAUUUUUGGCCAAAUUUUAAAUGAAAGACAUAGCAUAAAGUGAUUUUGAUAAAAUAUCAGUAUUUUAAGCUCAAAUUGGGUUCUGUUUUUUGUCUGACAGAAGAGUUUGUCGCACAUGAUGUGUCCAAGGACGGUCAGAAAUUUGAAAAUCCACGAUAAUUUUUGUUUUUACAGUUUCUGGCUGUGAUAAAUGGUGUAAUUUUGGUGUAAGUUUAAAGUAAUAUGCCCUCCAAUACCAUCAGGUUUAAAAGGCAUGUUUUUUUGUUUUUGUUUUUUUUAAAUCUGGGGUAAAAAAAAAAAAUAAAAAAAAAUUAGAAAAUAAAAAACAGCCUUUUGAAUUUGUAUGUUCCUCCCCUAAGCCAGAAUACAAAACACAAGUCCCCCCAAGUGCUUAAAAAAUUGACAUGCCUCCCCCUUUUUGCAACAGUCCCUCCCCUGUCUUAAGUUACAAACAACCCCUAACUAAAAUAUGACUGUGGUUAAACAAAGUAAAGCUGCCCCCUGUAAGUCGGAGGUUCAAAUCAUCAGUCGGAAACCCUUCCAUUUACUGAGAUUUCUUUCAAGUUGAGCAAUUGAUUUUUUUAUUUUAUUUUUAUUUUUUUUUUUGGUCAAUCAGUGUGCUGUGCAAUGUACUUCUGGGGGAGCUUUGGUCCCCAGAUUUUGCUGCAGAGCGAGUGUCCUCACUUUCAUGCUGCUCCUCAGUGCAGUCAGCUGUGUACACAGAGGCAGCUGCCUGGAGGAGGGGAGGCUUUGCAAGGUCAGACUCCGUGAAAACAUUGUCAUCUCUCCUCUGCUUAGAAGUGGUGAAUUUACAGCUCACAGCAACUUAAUACAAUACGGUCUCUGGCGUUUUUUUUCUGAUAUCCAGUGUUGGCCAAAAAAAUGUUGCACAUUGCAGAUCCAUCAUUAGUGCAGUCAGCUUGGCUACUACAUUAUGUGAAUGUCACUGUCACCCUAAAUGUCCUGCAGAUGUUUGGUGGUUUCUCGGCACACUGAAUCGCAUGUUCAUGUUGGUGUAAGUUUGUUGGGACCAUUUAACGGCUCAGUGUUGGAUUUUAGCAGCUGCUGUUGUGUUAGCUUGUGCUAAACAGACUGGCAUUGAACUGACAGUCUGCCGUGAGGGGCACAACUUUGAAAAUGGCAACAACAGAAAUUUUGCUGAACAGGCAGGGGAUCGGUCAGGUCACGUCAGCCACCGGGUAAGACCCUCGGCAAAGCUGAAUAGACCCGAGAGCAGAGUGAGCAACAGGUAGCUGUCAUUUCUGAAAGAAAUCAUCCUUAGCUGAUAAAAACACACAGGUGAUAAGCUCAGUAAUUAGCUGGCUCAUUAAUAAUUUCUGCUUCUUCGUCUUCUUCUUCCGACUCUCUGUCAGUCUCUGCAUCUCCUCCAUGGUAAAUUUCAGAUGGCAUGCACGUUACAGAGCAGUGAAUUAAUGCUGCCACAGUCAGGGCAGCAGGUUAGUGGAGUGAGUACAUAGAUGUAUAAUGGUGUACUCACACCGAAUGUGAGGCAAAUUUUUGCGUUGUGUUGCUUGCGAGCAUACGGCUGCUGGAGUGGUUUUAUAAGUAUUUUGCAUAUGGUGAUAAUUUGGAGUAUGUCUCAAAUGGCAGACUUCCGUUAGAUGUAGUACACUAUGUACACUACUUACUUCUUGCGUGGUGCACUAAUUUCAGCAGGGUAGUGUUGUCUUAAAUUUCGCACUUACCGGAAGUGACAAUGGCUUUCUGUUUUUUUUAACCGCCUCUUUUACAUUUUAUUUUUAAUUGCAAACAGAUGGUGGAACAUAUUUGCCAACAUUUGGCUGCUAUCUCCGCCAACACAAAACAAAAGUACACCACAUCAUCAGUGCUGAUCAAAAUGUAUAUAUAAUCUCAAAAUAAAAAAAAUCAUGUUCUUUGCUUCCUCUUUCGGAAUUUGCUAGACUCCACCACAGCUGAAUGAAAACAAUCAAUCAGAGCUGAGGUGUGUCUGUCAGUCAUCAGUCAGACACUGCUUGUGAAUUGCAGUCAAACUGUCAAACUAGGCAAUGCUGAUCAAAUAUGAAUCAAGAUACUGUUGCUGCAUUGCGUAUUUCUUUUCUCAGAUGUAUAUUUUAGUGUACUGUUUAGCUGUAAAAUGAGAAGUUUGUGACUCACCCUCUAUGUUGGAAAGUCUUGAGCCAAAACCAAGCACCGCACACCAUACAAAAUUGUCAAAAAUACAUUUGUAAUGUAAUGGACGAACAUACUACUCAGUGGGAAGGUUUGCCUCUGAAAAUGCAUACUGUUGUAUAUUGUUUUAUCGUUUAGUGUAAUUUCACAGGAUUAGGACCCGGGAACAGCCAUCAAGAAUAGCUAUACAGAAAUUGUGAUAAAAUAUAUUGCAAUAUAUUACAAUUAAUGAUGUUUUCAGUAUUAAAUUAUGCCCCCAAAACUUUGUCAACAUCUAUUUUAUUUAAUAAGAUAAAGUUUGCUCUGUCUGUUCAUCUCACCUCAGCCAUUUUUCUGCAGCAGCAAAAUGUAUUAAGUGGACUGAAAAAGCAGUUGAUUAUAUUAUUUUAGUAGGCUACCUGAAGUUUCAUUUGUAUUUGUAAUAUUAAUCAUUUAUGUUGUUAAAAAAUUAUACUCACCUCUGUGUGAUGAUAGAAUAUUGCCACACAGAAAUAUCGUGAUACUCUGCUGUAUCGUAAUCGAUUUUUCCCCCACCCCUAUCGGAUAUAUCAUUUUAGCGUUGACGUGAUGCACAGUAGUCGCAUCAAAAAACCUUAACUUAAAUAACUUUUUUGAUGCUUGAUACAGAUGGAAGACUUGCGCUGUUCUCAUUUUCCAUUACUUAUACCAGCCAAGCCUUGAGCUUUUAGACCUGAGGUGUGACGUAGUGGGGCAGUGUUUAUCGUGGGAGAUUCUCUCUCCUGCACAUGUUUGCAUUGAAAUUUAUCAUAACCAGGCCAGCAAGUGCAGCAGACACAGUGAAGUGCAUGCUUUUCCAAAAUUAACAUUUUAUUAGGGGCCCUAAAAAGUUUUGAAAUUUUGUACAUGAAAAUGUGUGGGAACCCUGGUUCCAAUAAUAACUGCCACACCUGUUCGAUAAACAAGACACAACAUGGCAGUUGUGGGCACUUUGGAGGGUGUAUAUGCUUAUUUCUCUUUACCAAGCUAGGCGAGGCUUAGAUAGGCUUGGUGUCCCUGUGCUUCCUGUCCUUGUGCUAAGCUAAGAUAAACAUAUUCUGAAACUAUUUCUGGGUUUAACAAAGAUGUAAAACUGAUAUUGAUUACUAAAAUCUGAUUGUGCUAAUGACAGCAAAUAGGAACUUCCCACAAAUCAGACUGCUCCUUUAAAUAAGCUGGGACAGAAGUUCCCAUCGGGUAGGUUUUGAGUACAACCUUUUCAGUUCUUUGUUGAACACAGACUCUUGUACGAGCUCAGGUUUCAUCGUUAAUGUCUGAAACAGUUUGUUCUCUACUUCUUUACAUUUUUAAGUUCGAGAAAUGUUUUAGUAAUCACAAUUCAUAUUGUUAGAUUUAAUGUUUUUUUUUUAACUGACCUUACAAACGUUAUGAUUUACACUGGAUUACAGCUGCAUGUGGUCUUGCACCUUUUCUAGAACAAAGUGGUUUGCACUCAGGUUGACAUCUACUGGUUUAUUUUUUAAUAAGGAUAAAGUCUGAAUGACUGAUUCAGCUCCAUACAGUAGUCUUCACACUGGCUGGUUAAUUUAAAUUGAAUUGUCUUAAUGAUGCCUAUUUGUUGUUCAUGUUGGAUGGUUAACGUUCAGGUUUUAAUUGGAUUUUUUGUAUUCUUCUUUUUAUUCUAUUUUAUUUUAUUCGACUCCACAAAUACUCCAUGGUCUUGACAGUGCAGCAGUGUACAGCAGCUUUUCAAGUGUAGUCUUAUUAUUUCAUUGACCAGUAAUUCAAAUGUACCAUGUGUUAAACAAACGCUGAUAAUGACUUGCAUGUAUAGUUUGAGCCUCGUGUGUCUGCAGUUUCCACUGCUUAAAAGCAGCACUUUGUUCCGACAUUUUGUUUCCUUUACAUUUCCAAAAUCCACAUUCAUAGCAUUCCCAUCAGGCAGUGUUAAGGGAGAUGAGGAGCCACUACAGAAAAAUGAAAGUUUUUAAAUAAUACUCAUAAUUACAACAGAAUAAUUUCUUUGGGUGUUUCCUGGAAAGAACUAUAUCAUUGUUUUCCUAGGAAAUUAUGGGACCAGUAAAAUAAAAUGUUACCAUAAUAACUGAGGUAAAAUGAAUAUGACUGGUAAUAACAUAAAGUAACUGCAUUGUGAUAAGAAGUUUUUUGUCAGGUAACAUGUGAUAUAUGACUAGUUUCAGUGGAAAUUGUGCUGUAAAGACUGUUAUACAACAGUUAGUUCCAGCCCUGCAAUCUGAUUGGUCGAGAGACAGUAAAACCAUGAUGAUAUUGGAGUACAACAUCACGGUUAUUUCACUGUGUAUGUAUCACUCCGCCUCACAGCUGAUUGCAAUCAACAAUCAAAUCAAAACUGACAGUUAGUGUCAGUUAGGUCAGCAGUUGCAUUGUAGGCUAAUUAAUUCAUCCACUGUCAAACAGCCAAAAAUAUGGAUUUAUUUCCUAAAAUAAGUUUUGAAUUGAACUAUGAAUGGUCAUCAGAGGAAGAUGAGGGAGAGGAGAAGCUGAAUCCAUCUGAGCACACAUCCAGGUUUGUCAGUGUUUCAUCAGCGGAGCUCAAUGACUUGGAGAAAAGCAACACGCUGUCAGAUCAGAAGGCAGAGUCGGCUGUGCCUGUGAAGCAACACUCCACCAUGCAGUCACCACAGACUUAUUUCACCGGCUGCACAAUUAAUGGAAACGUGCAGAUAAAUGUGUAUAAAGAGUAAGUGCCUGGAGCACCAUGUCUGCGUUACAUAGCAAUGGUGACAGCGGAGUCCUGAGGGGACUAUUUUUGUUGGCGGAAGACAAAUAAAAUGCUUAA